GUUUUUCGGUCUACAGUAGCGCGCGCUUGAACGUCUUCAGCCGGGCUGGACUUAAUCGUUUGUUGUUGUUUUUUCUUCUGUUGUUCAACAAGCGUCGUCGUCAUAUUCUUUUACAAUGCCCAGCAUCCAGAGCUUGACCAUGACGUACCACGCGCUCAACGAGCACGAGACGUUCUCGGAGGGGGACGCGCUCGCCGGACAGGUGACGCUGGCCCUGCUGAAGGAGACCACGGUCGAGAGCCUGUUCGUGAAAGCCAAAGGAGACGCCGACGUCCGGUGGACGAAGAAGAGCGGCGAUCGCACCCACACGUACCACGAACACAAGAGAUACUUCAAGCUCAAGCAGUUUUUGAUCCCGGAGGACCGUAAGGACACUGUAAUUCCCCAAGGAAUCCAUAUCUACAAAUUCAGCUUUAACAUACCAACAGGAAGCAUGCCGUCGUCAUUCAAAGGGAAUCAUGGAAAGAUUGUCUACAAGCUGGAGGCCAAGUUGUCCAGAAGUUGGAGGAUGGACCAAACAGUAGAAAAGGACAUAUGUUUUGUCUCCAAGUGCUAUCCUAACCUUGGUUCUCUGAUGUUACGCCAGGUUGGUUCAACAAAGAAAGAGAUGGGCCUCUUCUCAAAAGGACAGGUACAUAUGGAUGUCAUCGUUGACAAGUGUGCUUUUUACCCAGGUGAAAGUAUUCCGAUUCUGGCAAAAAUCAACAAUUCUUCGUCUAGUGAGAUGAUACCCAAAUUCAGUUUAAUUCAGGAUGUGGUGUACCAUGCCAACGGCAGCACCAGACACCAGAGCAACGUUAUACUCAAAGUGGUUGACAACAGUAUUAAGUCCCAAACACAGAAGGAUGUCCGCUGUGCGAUACCGAUACCUCGUGAUCAGAUGGCAACAAUCCAGAAUUGUGACAUUAUCUCAGUGACGUACACUUUAAAGGCGUAUCUGGACAUCAGCUUCGCUUUCGAUCCGGAGAUAGUGCUCCCAGUGGUCAUUAUUCCUCCAGUCCUCGCUGACGGUGUUGCUAGGGGCCUCUAUCCAGCCGGAGCUGCUGGGGGCCCAAGCAACACAGACUUCCCCCCGCCUGCGGUGUCCAUGGGUCCUUGUCCGCCGAGGGAUAUUGGGGGCCCAGUCAACAGAGGCUUCCCUGCUCCUGCUGUGUUUAUGGGUCCUUAUCCUGCAUCCCCACACUCGGGCAGCUACGGAUACCCAGGGGCCCAACAGUAUGCAGCACCACCACCCGCGUACCCAUAUAACCCGUCUGUGAAUGCUGGUCCACCAGGUGUGUACCCUGUGCAGUCUUCACACGUGAAUGGGGGAUACCCUAACCCAGUGCCACAAUUGGCUCCUUAUGGAUCGCCAUUUCCGUCCUCAUCGUCGCCUUCUCUGCUUCACCCUCCGCCUGCUGCCCCAACAUUUCAUCCACCCUCAUCAUCACCUACUGCUCCACCCAUGAGCAUAUCCCCAACUGCUCCUUCAUACAACCCGCCGUCUUCUGCAGCAAUGAUGAACACAGACUUUCUGUCUCAAUCGGAUGAAGCUCCUCCAGCAUAUUCUCUCCUUUUCCCGUCUUCCGCUACUGAGAAGUCUGAUGCCAAAUAAUAGAAACUAUGCUUAAUGACUGAACCAGUUUAUUUUUGAUGUGACGUACUAAUUUAUAUAUAAAUGUGUAAUCUGAUCACCUAGAUUGUGUCUUUAACCCGUAUCUCGCGAAUUUAAACAAAAAUGUCACUGUGCCGUGUGGACUGUUUGCAUGUAAACAAUCAUAUGGGCAAAAGGGAUUUGUGGAUCGUAUCCAAAUGUUGUAUCCUUCUCAGUUACGGUCACUAAUUGGCUUCGUCCAGCUGCUCAAACCUCAUCCGUCCGGAUACGCUGUGUAUGCACACGUGCCUUGCUCAACACAAGAAUCCUCAACAGACAUUUUUUCGAUGGUAUAUAGAAUAUACAGAUUUUCUCAAUCUGCAGUGUGGAGGCUAGUUGAAAGAAACUGGACAACAAGGACUAUAUUAAAAAAUAUUGUCAUAUGUUUACUGUAUAAAGUAAUCAAAUAAGAGGCUAAAUAAGCGAUUUUUAGAUAUAUUGCCCAGUCUGUGCAAUUUAACACCAGACAACUUCUUCGGUCUAUUUCAUCAACACAAUACUAAACAAACCAGGCUUUUUGUUAUACUUGCCAAACUGCUGUGUUUUCUCCGACUUAGAGAUGUAAAUAAAGAAUAGCAAGAGACGGUUA
Molecule: messenger RNA, 2222 nt
Organism: Gasterosteus aculeatus aculeatus (three-spined stickleback)
Lineage: Eukaryota; Metazoa; Chordata; Actinopteri; Perciformes; Gasterosteidae
Product: arrestin domain-containing protein 3
Biological process (GO): protein transport
Cellular component (GO): plasma membrane; cytoplasm
Source: RefSeq, a predicted model, not a curated record